AGAAUUAGUUGAAUAUGAAGCUAAGAUUAAACAGAUGGAAAGCACAAUAAAAAAUCUCCAAGCUUAUCCUGGAGCUUUGAGAGAAUGCGCUUCUCUAUCUGGUACUACAGAAGGGGAGCUUGAAAGGGUUCUAACUAAAAUUCAUAAACUGCAGACAACUAUCACAACACUUAAAGCUACGAAUAAUGUCGAUUGCAAAAAACAAAUGUGGAUCAAUCCAACUGAACAGACUAAGUGUGUAACUUUUGGUGUUGAUAUUCAAACGUUACGUCUACCUGGUGCGGAAGCCUUCCAGGUGUCCUGCGAUUCAAUGAUCGCUAGCGGGGGAUGGACUGUCAUUCAACGCAGGAUGGAUGGCUCCGUGAGCUUUAAUCGAACAUGGGAGGAGUACAGAAAUGGAUUUGGUGACCUGCGCACCGAAUUCUGGCUCGGGCUAGAGAAACUUCACUUGAUGACGAAGUUUCAGCCACACGAGCUCUACAUAAAGCUGGAGGAUUUCAAAAACGAAACACACUAUGCCCACUAUAGCAAUUUUUCAGUUGGAAAUGAAUCGCAAUCAUCGUGA
This is a messenger RNA of Drosophila busckii, 565 nucleotides long. RefSeq names its product ficolin-1. The record is from RefSeq and is a predicted model, not a curated record. The transcript has 2 exons. Bases 35 to 565 code for a protein of 176 amino acids. NCBI's taxonomy places the organism in Eukaryota, Metazoa, Arthropoda, Insecta, Diptera, Drosophilidae.